Molecule: messenger RNA, 1173 nt
Organism: Aspergillus brunneoviolaceus CBS 621.78
Lineage: Eukaryota; Fungi; Ascomycota; Eurotiomycetes; Eurotiales; Aspergillaceae
Product: cation diffusion facilitator family transporter
Exons: 2
Coding region: 1-1173 (390 amino acids)
Biological process (GO): monoatomic cation transport; transmembrane transport
Cellular component (GO): membrane
Molecular function (GO): monoatomic cation transmembrane transporter activity
Source: RefSeq, a predicted model, not a curated record
AUGGCCACCCAAACAAGAGAACACGGUGGCCACCACCACCAUCACCACCACCAUCAUGGCAGUAAUGUCUACCUCACAUCAACCGACAAACACGAUGCUGGAGUCCGCAUCACGCGGAUAGGCUUGCUCGCUAACCUGUGUAUGGCCAUUGGCAAAUUCAUUGGUGGCUAUGUGUUCCAUUCCCAGGCCCUCAUUGCCGACGCCUAUCACGCCCUCACCGAUCUGGUCUCGGAUAUUUUGACUUUAGCCACGGUUGCUUGGUCGUUGAAGCCGCCGUCGGAGCGGUUUCCCAACGGCUACGGAAAGAUUGAGAGUAUUGGAGCUCUAGGUGUGAGCGGGUUGUUGCUGUGCGGCGGCGUCUUCAUGGGCCUCAACUCCGGGCAGGUCCUCCUACACCAAUUCUACCCUGGCAUCGCCGAAGCAAUUGCGCACGUGGGGGCUCUGGGGCACAGCCAUUCGCAUAGCCAUGGGGUGGAAGCGCUCGGCCCAAGCAUCCAUGCUGCUUGGCUGGCUGCUGGAUCUAUCGUGGUCAAGGAAUGGCUUUACCAUGCCACCAUGAAGGUCGCCACGGAACGCAAGUCGUCAGUCUUGGCCUCCAACGCCGUCCACCACCGAAUCGACUCCCUGACCAGCGUCGUUGCUCUUUUUACGAUUGGUGGAUCCUACAUGUUCCAAGAUGCUUCCUGGCUGGAUCCCGUGGGAGGACUCCUCAUCUCACUUAUGGUCAUAAAAGCUGGAUGGGGCAAUACCAAGAUUUCCCUCCUGGAGUUGGCAGACACCACCGUGGACGACGAUGUGAAGGCUUCGGUGCACAAAGCGGCUACUAAGGCACUGUCUUUACUGGACAGUGGCGAGUUGCUCAGAAUCCAUGAUGUCCAAGGGAUGAAGUCGGGCCAGAAUUAUCUUAUGGAUGUCGAGGUCGCAGUGCCAGGCGCGUGGUCCAUUAACCGUGCUCGCGAGGUGGAAGAGGCAAUGCGCACUGCUGUCGGAGAACGAGUCCGCGGCGUCAAGCGGGUCAAAGUCCGGUUCAUUCCUCUUGAGCAUCAGGAGUUGACCUUCACUGAAGAAUUUAUUCCGGCUGAGGUGACUUCGCGGGCGCGUCCUGAGCCGGAGGAUGGUGACGAGCCCGAGCACGACCACGAGCAUGAGCACGAAAACCGCAAAAGCCGUUAG